This is a messenger RNA of Scedosporium apiospermum, 4302 nucleotides long. RefSeq names its product Histone deacetylase complex protein. Lineage: Eukaryota; Fungi; Ascomycota; Sordariomycetes; Microascales; Microascaceae. The coding region runs from base 1 to 4302 and encodes 1433 amino acids. The record is from RefSeq and is a predicted model, not a curated record. The transcript is spliced from 7 exons. Gene Ontology annotation, cellular component: Sin3-type complex; chromatin. Gene Ontology annotation, molecular function: transcription corepressor activity. Gene Ontology annotation, biological process: negative regulation of transcription by RNA polymerase II.
AUGAAUAAUCAGCCUCCACGAGGCUCAGCUUUCGAACGGGACCGCGAAAUCCUUGACCACCAGCGCCAGCGUGCUGUCGACGAGAUGGCUCAUCGUGAGCGCGAGCAAAACGAGCGGUCUCACCGUGAGCCAUACCACCCGAACAUUCCGCCGCACCAUAGCAGCGCGGGCUCUAUUCCCAUCCAUCAACCAGUAGCGUCCCGCUUGCCAGGUGCUAUCCAUAGCCCCGGUGGCCUUCUCGCGAAUCACGGUUCCUCCUCAGCCAUACCCCUCGGGGCCCCUUCCGGUCCUGUUGCCAACUUCGGCGGUCCCCUACACGAACAAGGCAACAGGCCGCCUGUCCAGCACGGCUCACAAGGCAAUCCUGGACCACAGCAUCAAAUGUUUGCGCAGAUGCCGCAUGGAGGCGGCCCCCCCAGUGGACCGCAUGGUGCCCCGGCUGGUUCCCAGGCAAUCUUUGGUGGCCCUCUCUCUGCCCAGGAUGGUCAGCCUCCUAUUCAACAAGGCCAAGUUGCAGGGGGAGUGCAGACAUCUGCUCCGCCCCAGGCAGGUCCUGGCGCGGCUCCUCAGGGCCAACAGCCUAUCCUUAAUGAUGCGCUCACAUACCUCGACCAAGUAAAGGUCCAAUUCCAUGACCAACCGGACGUUUAUAAUCGUUUCCUAGAUAUCAUGAAGGACUUCAAGAGCCAGUCCAUUGAUACCCCAGGAGUCAUUAACCGAGUUUCCGAGCUAUUCGCCGGACAUCCCAACCUCAUCCAGGGGUUUAAUACCUUCCUACCCCCAGGCUACCGCAUAGAGUGCGGCGCCGGGAAUGAUCCCAACACAAUCAGGGUUACAACCCCAAUGGGCACUACAGUUCAGUCGAUUGCUGGAAGGGCAAAUCAAGGUGAUCCCCACCAGCCAGCGGGUGGUCGCAACCCUUUCUUUAACCACCGAGCAGGCAAUUGGCCCCAACAACUCCCCCACGGUGGAGAUGGCUCCGAACCGCCUUUUGGCGGUCCCCCGCAGAACGGCCCUGCAGUGUACCCGCAUGCCCAGAGCCAGGGUGGCCCUCCUUUUGAUGCCUCUGCGCCAGGCCAACAACUAAGAGCAUCCCAGCCGCCUAAUGUUCCUGCUCCCGUGGGGCCCCCAGCCCAGCGAAAUGUCCACACCCCUACUCCUUCCGGGCCUCCCGGGCCUGCCGCUGUGGGCGCGGCGCAGUUGGCCAACCAGGAGAAGCGGGGACCUGUCGAGUUCAACCAUGCCAUUAGCUACGUAAACAAAAUCAAGAACCGAUUCCAGGACAAACCCGAGAUCUACAAGCAAUUUCUUGAGAUUCUCCAAACCUAUCAGAGGGAGUCCAAGGCGAUUGCUGAUGUCUAUUCUCAAGUCACCGCUCUAUUCCACACUGCGCCCGACCUACUCGAGGACUUUAAGCAAUUCCUUCCUGAAUCUGCGGGGCAGAAGGCAACCCCCGGCCGAGCGGGUGAAGAUCAGGCCGCAAUUGCGGGUGCAAUGCACACGCCGCAGCCUGCUCUCGGCGGUCCCAAGAUGCCGCCAUUGGGAAGCUUCGCCCCUCCCCCAAGCGCGAGCAAAGAAUCUAAGAAGCGCCCCCGACCCGAUAAGCAAACCCCUGCGCCGGUUGCGGCCCCCGCUGAGAUUACCCCUACAGCCAACCGUACUGUAAUUCCUCCUGCGACCGCUCAUAAGAAGCCCAAGCUUGCCCAUAAGCCUCUGACAUCGGAUGUGGCGGUUAUCGAACCGACUCUCACGCCAGUCAUGCCGGAGCCUAUCCCCCCCCCGUCCGCAGCAACUUCCAACCAGGAGGAACUGGCGUUUUUCGAUCGCGUCAGGAAGCAUCUUGGAAACAGGACUUCAAUGAACGAGUUCCUCAAACUCUGCAAUCUGUUUAACCAACAGAUUAUCGACCGAGACACGCUUUACCACCAGGGAUGCAAUUAUUUGAUGGCGAACCAGGAGCUCCUUAGCUUCUGGAAGGCCUUCCUCCAAUAUGAUCCCCAGGAUGUCUUGGUUGACAAUAUUCCCGCCGCGCCAACGGGCAAGGUUUCUUUGAGUAACUGUCGCGCCCACGGUCCUAGUUACCGACUUCUUCCUCGAAGGGAACGCCUCAAGCCAUGCAGCGGCCGUGACGAACUUUGCAUGUCCGUGCUGAAUGACGGCUGGGCUUCGCACCCUACUUGGGCGUCGGAGGACUCUGGCUUUGUCGCUCAUCGUAAGAACGUCUAUGAAGAAGGUUUGCAUCGUAUUGAGGAGGAGCGCCAUGAUUAUGAUUUCCACAUUGAGACAAACCUCAAGUGCAUCCAGCUUCUGGAGCCGAUUGCCCAGCAGAUGCUCAUCAUGUCACCCGAGGAGAAGGAGCAGUUCCGGAUGCCGGCAGCUCUAGCGGGUCACUCCACUUCCAUCUUCAAGCGCGUCUGCAAGAAGCUGUAUGGCGACAAGGGUAUUGAUGUUGUGAACGAUCUCUACAGCCACCCCUUCAGCGUCGUCCCAAUUCUUCUCGCCCGCAUGAAACAAAAGGAUGAAGAAUGGCGAUUCUCCCAGGCAAACCACAUGGGCAUUCUGGUCAAGCAGACUGAUAAGCGACAACUCUCGGCCAAGCAUCUUGUCGACGUGAUCAAGACCAAGCAUGAGGAGCAACGCAGAGAGCGUAGCCUCAAGGGAUCUGCACCUCGUCAUCAGUUCCAGUGGUCCUUCUCUGACAAAGAUGUCACCCUCGAUCUCCUCCGACUCAUGGCGCUCUAUGCAAUCCAUAACAGCCAGCAUAGUAACACGGAGAAGGAGCGGAUCUGGGACUUCUUUGUUGACUUCAUUCCAACUUUCUUCGACCUUGACGACGCCGCAGUGCAGGAGCGAGUCCCCAAAUUCCAGCUGGAUUCUGGAGAAGAGGAUGCCGAUGACCCAACACCUUUGGAGUUGACUAAUGGCCGUAGCCGUCGCAAUGGUAGGAGGGGCGAUCUCCUCCGCGGUGUCCUCGAUCCUGGCCGCAACACAAACAAAUCCCGCGCAUCUAAGGAAGGUAGUGCUUCUGGCAGCAAGGAAACUACCCCGGAUGUUGCCUCUGGCAACGAGGACGAAACACCAGAAAUCAACGACGACCAUGCGUCAUCAGACCUCUCCAACGAGCGAUGGAUGCCUACUAUCCCCAAGCCCACCAUUCUCAAGAGUGGAGAAGAUGGCGACCUCCUGACCGCUGACAACGAGCUGAAGGCCGAUGGAUAUUUCCCACGCCCAUGGUAUAACUUCUUCUGCAAUCAGUCCAUUUUUGUCUUUUUCAGUAUCUUCCAUACGCUCUACCAACGAUUGCGCGAGGUCAAAGAGAGUGAGCAGAGUGUCACAGAAUCCAUUGCGCGCAUGCACCGGGUACGACCGGCUCAUGAAGUCGGUCUAACCGAAUCGCCUAAACUGUACUUCGAGUCCUCUGACACCCCGGACACGUACUGGCCAAAGACUAUGGAUUUGAUCGAGGAAUACAUCGUGGGCGACAUUGACGAGGCCCGUUAUCAAGAAGUUCUUCGCCACUUCUAUCUUGCAAAGGGCUGGAAACUCUACACGAUCCAGGAUCUCAUCCGGACUCUCUGCCGGUUGUCUCUUACCUGCAGCAGCGUGGACGGAAAAGAAAAAACCUACGAUCUCAUCAAGCAAUUCCUCGCUAGCCGUGAGCGAGAGGAGACGAGCUACCAGACCGAGAUUAGUGCUCGUAAAUUCGCCGAGAAAUGUGUCAAGGAUGGCGAGUUGUUUGUUAUUUGCUGGGUACCGGACAAGUCGGAAGCUAGCGUCCGAUGGCUCCAGCGUGACGAGACGACCUUCUACAUGGAUGAGAUGAAGCUCCAGCAGCGCUGGCAAUAUUACAUAUCAUCUUACAUCCGAGUGGAACCCACAGAGGGUAUUCCCCGAUCCAAGCUCUCAAAGGUCGUUCUCGCUCGCAACCUUCCAUCGGAUGUCGAUCUUGACGAUAGAAGCAUACCCAAGCCUGUCUCAUAUGACGAGAAUCUUGUGGUUAGUAUCUGUCUACGAUCGUCUAAGAUGGUUUGGGGUGCUGGCUCUUCGGAGAGUUUCCUGUAUAACUCAGCUCCCGCCACUAAGGAAGAGAAGGAGAAGCGCGAUAAGGCUGUCAAGAUGUCGACCCUUGCGCGUGACUAUCGCCUCCGGGAGAAGUUCGUCUUGAACAACUCGUGGAUGAAGGACCUCAGCCAGGAGGAGGUUGAGAAGUACAAGGCCGAUUACAAAAAGUGGGCGGAUGGUGACUCCGAACAAGGAGAAGCUGCUGCUCCUGAGGCCCGAGACGUCGAGAUGGCCGAAUAA